This is a messenger RNA of Debaryomyces fabryi, 1542 nucleotides long. RefSeq lists its product as uncharacterized. Gene Ontology annotation, molecular function: protein binding. The transcript has a single exon. Gene Ontology annotation, cellular component: nucleus. The record is from RefSeq and is a predicted model, not a curated record. The coding region runs from base 1 to 1542 and encodes 513 amino acids. NCBI's taxonomy places the organism in Eukaryota, Fungi, Ascomycota, Pichiomycetes, Serinales, Debaryomycetaceae.
AUGGAGUGGCAGAAUCCUAUAAAUUACAAGAGAAGUUCUGUUUCGCUGGGUAUGCCGUACGCACAAGGAGGUUAUGGGCUUGCUUACACCAGUCCUCAACAACAACAAAGGACACAAUUCUAUAGUAGUCGACAUGCUCUACUUCCCCCCAGUUCGAACACUAAUAAUAACGGGGUACUAGCUAAUGGAGGUGGUUCAGGUGUUAUGGAUCGCCAAAGUUACUAUUUUUCGCCUGAUCCAUUAUAUUGCUCGGAUUGGACAUAUAUGAAUGGUGGAGAAAUGGAUUGCAUAGCAUUGAGCUCGUAUAAGGAAGGGUUCAACAAUAAAAUACUGAUUGUCCAUGGGGUCAGCUAUGGAAAAGAAGCGACGGGUGCUGGCAAUGGAGAGAUGGAUGAAGAUGUGACUAUGGGGUCUCCUACGUCGAACGCAUAUCAGGAUGACUUGAUCGAGGGGUUUGAUUUCCACAAGGUGGCAGAAGCGUCAGUUGAUUACCCGGUAACGAACUUGCAAUGGGACCCGUCGAUGCUCAGAAUGGCUAAUGGGGUAUCUGAGCGUUUAGCCGCGUCGCUGGAGGUGUUGAGGUUAUAUAAAGUGGACCACGAAGCUUUCGAUGAGAAUAGUGACUACAAAUUGACCCAGACGCACAUCCUUGCCAAUAACACGGCAACUGCGUCGUCUUCGACGUCGUCGUCAGCGCAAUCGAACACUGGUGGCACAUCCGGAAGCACUAGUGACGACGUGAACACGUUCCCACCCGUUACGUCGUUUGACUGGAACAAGAUCGACCCCAGCCUCAUUAUAACGUCUUCUGUCGAUACGACAUGUACAGUGUGGGACUUGAACAGGUCGAGUACCACUGCAGAUCCCAGCUCGGAUCUGGGCUCCCCCAGCGACACGGCUACCGUCAAGACCCAGCUUAUCGCUCACGACUCGGAAGUGUUCGACGUCAAGUUCAUCCACAACUCGACCAAUGUGUUUGCGUCAGUGGGAAACGACGGGUCGAUGCGGGUGUUCGACUUGCGGUCGUUAGAGCAUUCUACCAUUAUCUACGAGCCUUCCCACCCAUCCACAACCACGUCGACCCCAUCGACACCCCAUCACAACUCGCGGGCGCUUCUCAAGCUCUCGGCAUCCAACAUCGACCAGCACUACUUGGCCACCAUCGGUGUCAACUCGAACCAGGUCAUAAUCAUCGACAUGCGCAUGCCCGGACUUCCAGUGGCUGCGCUCGACGGUUCCUUGGGCGGAGCCAACACCACAGCCAUCAAUUCCAUCCAGUGGCACCCCUCUUCCAACUACAUUCUUACCGGAGGCGACGACUGCCAGGCCCUUGUAUGGGACUGCAACAACAUCCGCCAUCCCGGUGUCGCCAAAUCCCUGUCACCGGCUUUAUCACACACUCCCGAGUUCACCUCGCUAAUCGAUUCACCAGUGCUCGCCUACAACGACGAUCUCGAAGUCAAUAACGUAUGCUGGCGCCGCGACAGCGGCGACUGGAUGGGUGUGGUCAGUGGCAAGGGUUUCCAGGCCGUUCUGAUAUAA